Messenger RNA from Gordionus sp. m RMFG-2023, 931 nucleotides. RefSeq lists its product as uncharacterized. The record is from RefSeq and is a predicted model, not a curated record. NCBI's taxonomy places the organism in Eukaryota, Metazoa, Nematomorpha, Gordioida, Chordodea, Parachordodidae. The coding region runs from base 35 to 931 and encodes 298 amino acids. The transcript has 4 exons.
GUUUGUAAAUUUUAAUUUUUUAUAAUUUUUAAAUAUGGAUAUCUGUAAGUUUUUUCGUCAACAACAAAAAGAAAAAGAUAUAGAUGUUGCUCUUGCUAGUAAAAAUCAGCCAUCAGUUGAGUUGGUUUUCGUUGUAUCCUCAGAUGACGAAGAAAGACCAGACAUACCAUUACCACUCCAUGGGAAAACCAAUGAUGAGUUAGCUACAAAAUCAUCUGGAAAAUCAUCAAAUGAUGAAACACCACACCGUUCUCAAAAAGAUGUUUCACUUUACUUAAAUUUUCAUUUUAAAAAUGAUAAUGAAAAAUUGUUAGCUGUUGAAAAUAUUUGGAUACCUGACAAAUGUUAUAAAUUUCCAUUGCCCUUGGGCAAAAGAAAUUUAACCUUUCAAGCAUCCUGGCUUAACAAAUAUAAGUGGCUUGCUUACUCAGCCGAUGAAAAGGGCGCAUUUUGUAAAGUUUGCGUCAUAUUUUCCCCAAGAUAUGCUGGAAAUGGGUUACAAAAACUCAAAACAUUGGUAAGUCAAGUGUAUACAAGAUGGAAAGAUGCGCUCGAAAAUUUUAAUUAUCAUCAAAAAAAUAAAUAUCAUCUUAAUUCCUGUGAGAUAAUGGAUUCUUUAAAAGAAAUCUCAAUGAAUCAAAAGAUAUCAAUAUCUAAUGUAUUGAAUAAAAAAAAUUUUGAUAUUGUUACAAAAAAUCGAUCAAGAAUAAUUAUAAUUAUUGAUGCUAUCAUUUGGUUAGGGAGGCAGGGCUUGGCGUUAAGAGCUCAUAGGAUAUCUCCUGGCCCCCUAACACUUACAUCCCCUUCUCACAAUGAAGGAAAUUUCAAGGAAUUAUUGAAAUUUUUAUGUAAUAAUAAUGACAACUACCUAAAGCUUUUUGAAAAAAAUGCUACUUACCUAAGUCCCACUAUUCAAAAUGAAAUAAUAUAA